CCGAGCCCCACCUACGCCUCACAUUCUUCUACAAAUCUGCUCCUUAUAACACAGCUUCUUCACAACGUCUCUACAUUAGAAGAGAGCAUCUUAAAAAACAACGCACAGGCAGCAAGGAAGAAAGAACCUCAACAGACACCUCGCCGCAUUUUACAUUUUCAUAAAAGAAUGGGAUCAUCAGCAAUUCAGAUGGUAUGUGUGACCCUUGGGGUCCUUGGUCUGAUUGGCGUCAUAGUGUGCUGCGCUCUCCCUCGCUGGAAAGUGUCUUCGUUCACAGGAGCCAACAUUGUGACUUCACAGACCACUGAGGAGGGUUUAUGGAUGAAUUGUGUGGUACAGAGCACUGGCCAGCAGCAGUGCAAGAAGUACGAUUCCCUGCUGGUGUUGCCCUCUGAUCUGCAGGCUGCCCGAGCCUUGACCAUUAUCAGCUGCAUGCUCAGCAGCCUCAGCCUCCUCAUCCUGUUCUGUGGGGCCGACUUUACCACCUGUGUGGAGAAUGAGGAUGUCAAGCCUAAGAUCAGCAUAGCGGCCGGGGUGGGCCUGCUGCUGGCCGGAAUCCUGGCGAUCAUCCCCGUCAGCUGGUCCGCACAUAUUGUUGUGCAAAACUUCAACAACCCCAUUAAUAUGUCUCAGAGGAUGGAGCUGGGAGCGUGUAUUUUCAUUGGCUGGGCGGCUGGUGCGCUUCUCCUUCUGGCUGGGGGCUUGCUCUGCUGCGUCAGCAGGUCCGGAUCUGGCAGCUCAGGGGGAACCGCUAAGUACUACAGCAACAGCGCCUCAGCCCCAAGCAAAAACUACGUGUAGUGGCUUUAUGAAAGGGACUGAUGUUUUAGAAAGGAGGGGAUAAGCAGUAAUGCAGCAAAGCAAAGGAAAUGUGUAAAUAGUAACUUCUAAUAAUAGCUCCUUCUAGGUUUAAUUUUCAUAUUCAUUUAGUUGUACGGGUGAUUUUUUGUUUUAAAUUUUGGGUGGGGGCCAAAGCAUUAUGAAAGUAAAAAAAUGCAAUUUAUAGAUGAAACUCAUAGUAUAUCUUGUGACCUCAGAGUUAAAAUGUUUUAUUUUGCUUACUACUUUGACAUAUCCAAUAAUAACUAUGAUAUUGCAUUCCCAUUACUGUUCUAGAAAUAUUUGACCUCAAAAUUGGCUGUAAAAGAACAUCACAUAUUUUUUUACUGUUUUUUUUUGUUUUGUUUUUUUGUUUUUUUUUUUAGAAAAAUUAAUCUGAUACUGUAAACUCUGAGGUUGUUUUUUUUUUUUUUUUUUUUAGCUGCACCAAUGGUUCAAAUAUUUGCAUAUCACUUGUGUCUUUCUCUUUCAGCUUUAAUAUUUUAUAUUAUCAAUGUCAGUGAAAGCUGUAUUAACCAAAUGCACCUCGGUAAGCCUCAGGGAGCAUCUGUGUGCACUUGAUCCUCAUGCGAAAUGUUCUCCACAGUCCACAUUGACAUCAUGUUAUCAUACCUUUGUUACUUGUGGUUUUGUUUCGUUUCUCAUUUUGUAAGAUGUUGGGUGUAAAAGAUUAAAAACUGGUUCUUCAAAACAAAAAUUGAAAAUACAGAAGACUUUAUUUUAAACUAAAAGCAUAUAUUAAAAUAGGAUUUGCUCUAAUUGAUCACAGAAAACCAAAUAAACAAAUCAAGCCACAAUAAGAA
This is a messenger RNA of Mugil cephalus (flathead mullet), 1643 nucleotides long. It is a transcript of the gene cldni, whose product is annotated as claudin i. The record is from RefSeq and is a predicted model, not a curated record. Gene Ontology annotation, molecular function: structural molecule activity. The transcript is spliced from 3 exons. Gene Ontology annotation, biological process: cell adhesion; bicellular tight junction assembly. Gene Ontology annotation, cellular component: plasma membrane; bicellular tight junction. The coding region runs from base 169 to 801 and encodes 210 amino acids. NCBI's taxonomy places the organism in Eukaryota, Metazoa, Chordata, Actinopteri, Mugiliformes, Mugilidae.